AUGACACUUCUUCCACCCAAGAUGAACGUUCCGGCGACGCCGGCGCUUGACGGUGUCGACAUCCACACUCUCUAUGACGUCAGUCAGGGAAGGGUCCUCGGUAAAGGGGGCUUCUCCGAGGUGUUGGCAGUGCGCCACAUCCCGACUGGCAAGAUACGCGCCUUGAAGGUGAUGACGCGCGCGUCGUUGGUCGGGAAGAAAGGUGAAAUGGUAGCACACGAGAAGGAGAUUCUACGCCGCACCUGCCACCCCGGCAUCAUCACGCUGUACGAGGCGGUCCAGACCUCUGACAAGGUGUACUUCGCCCUCGACCUCAUGAACGAAGACCUGUUUGAGUUUAUUGUGCGUAACAAGGCCAUCAAUGAGGAACUCUCGCGCGCCAUCAUGCACCAGCUGAUGUCUGGCAUUGCCUACUUGCAUGAGCAGAGUAUUGUGCACCGUGACAUUAAGCCAGAGAACAUCCUCAUCAACGUCGUCAUGAUGAACGACGAGGUCAAAAGCCAGGGCACCUCUUCCACGAGCACAGCCCACGAUGAUGCAGAGUCGCCGACGCACGUGGAGGGACUUCAGGUGAUGACCGACGUUAACAGCUUUCCGCUGGACAAGCUGAAUGUGGAAGUGAAGAUCGCGGACUUUGGUCUUGCCAAGGUUGUCAUGGAGUGGGACGUGCGCAGUACUCCAUGUGGUACAUCCUUCUACAUUGCGCCCGAGGUCAUCCGCGGCAUUGAAGAGCAAGGUGCCAAGCCGCUCUGCACGAACCAGCUACUUGUCAAGAGCGUGGAUGUGUGGUCUGCCGGUGUAGUAUUCUAUGUGCUUCUCUGCGGCCGGCCCCCGUUUCAUGGUCAGGUGCGCACCGGGCAUGACCGCCGCGACCUCCUCCGCAAGAUUGACCACGGUGUCCUCUUCAAUCCAAAGCACGGAUGGGAUAACAUCUCCGAAGAGGCGAAGAACCUGAUCCUGAAGAUGCUCGACCGAGACACCUCAAAGCGGAUCACCUCUGAGGAGGUGCUGCGACACCCCUUCUUCACUAACCACGGCUAUCUGAAGCCCAUCCCGGCCCCUGACCCGCACUCCCGCAUUGCGCAAAUGCAUCAGCGCUCUCAAAAGACGAAAGUGGUCGCCGUUGUCGCGCAGUCGGACGAGGCCCACGGCACGGCCACGACACCCUUAUCCGUCCCAGAUGGUUCUCAGGGAGCGGCCCCCCCAUCCCCUGCGGGGUCCUUAGGCAAGGUUCACAGCAGCAGCAGCACGGGGAGCUUCCUCACAAGCAUUAAGGACUUCUUCGGUCACCGCUCGAAGCACAUGUCAGACGUCUCGAAGGAGGAUCGGCAGCGCAUGCGCGCUGAGUUGGCAGAGCUACAGGCAGACGUGAUCGCCGAGGAUGACAAGGAGGGCGAAGUGACCUCCUACAAGCCCUCAAUGCCGGUGAAGGAAGCGAAACCCACACGGAUAGCUGUGAUGAACAUGAAGGCAAAGGUGGGUCCCAACGCUCUGCGCAAGUGA
This is a messenger RNA of Leishmania braziliensis MHOM/BR/75/M2904, 1503 nucleotides long. RefSeq names its product putative protein kinase. The record is from RefSeq and is a predicted model, not a curated record. Gene Ontology annotation, cellular component: nucleus. The transcript has a single exon. Gene Ontology annotation, molecular function: protein serine/threonine kinase activity; ATP binding. NCBI's taxonomy places the organism in Eukaryota, Euglenozoa, Kinetoplastea, Trypanosomatida, Trypanosomatidae. Bases 1 to 1503 code for a protein of 500 amino acids. Gene Ontology annotation, biological process: mitotic DNA damage checkpoint signaling; protein phosphorylation.